AGGGUUCCUUCCCCCCUCCCUCCCCUCCACCAUCUUUCUCUCUCUAGCUUUUCUCUCUCCCCCCCCCCCCCACACAGCACACACGCACACGCCUCGUUCCUUCCUUCCUUGUCGCCUACUCACUCCCGCCGAGUCGCCCAACAGCGACGACUCACCCGACUCGGCCAUGGGGUCGAUCCCCGAUCCGGGCGGCGAGCCGGCCUGCCAGCUGCAGCCGGCGGCGGCGAGCUUCGAGGACUUCCAGAAGCAGACCUCGCUGAUGACCAGCUGCACCCUCCUCUGGAAGGAGCUCUCCGACCACUUCUCCUCCCUGGAGCAGAACCUCAUGAAGAAGUCGGAGGCCCUGAAGCAGAAGCUCCGGGCGCUGGACGACCAGACCAAGAAAACCCUAACCGUCCUCGACGAGCGCGAGACGACGAUCGACGGCAGCGUCGAGAUCGUCCUCGAGAAGGUCGAGAAGAGCAAGGAGGCCGCGCUCGGGGCCCUCGAGCGGGGCGGCGGCCGCGACGUCGAGCCGGGCUCGCCGGGGGGCGAGGUCGACGACGGCGAGGGGCUGCUGAUGAAGUUGAGGUCCUUCUGCCUGAGGAUGGACUCCAAGGAGUUCUGGAGGUUCGUGACCGGGAAGAAGAAGGAGCUGGACCUCAUGAGGGAGAAAAUGCAUCUCGCCCUGGUCGACUGCGUUGAUCCGGCGAAGUUCGUGCUGGAGGCGAUAUCCGAGGUCUUCCCGGUGGACAAGCGGGGAGGGGACAGGGGGAAUGACCUGGGCUGGGCUUGCGUCCUGAUCCUGGAGUCGCUGAUUCCGGUCGUGGUCGAUCCGGUGAUAGGGAAGUCGAGGGUGCUGGUGACGCCGAGCGUGAAGGAGAGGGCCAAGGACAUCGCGGAGACGUGGAAGGCGAGCCUGGAGGAGAGGGGCGGCAUCGAGAACGUGAAGACCCCCGACGUGCAUACUUUCUUGCAGCAUUUGGUGACGUUCGGGAUUGUGAAGAAGGCGGAUGUGGAUUUCUACAGGAAGCUCGUGGUCGGGUCCGCAUGGCGCAAGCAGAUGCCCAAACUUGCGGUUUCGCUCGGUCUGGGAGACAAAAUGCCCGAUAUUAUCAAGGAACUAAUCAGCAGGGGACAGCAGCUAGAUGCUGUGCAUUUUACUUAUGAAGUUGGUCUUGUAGACAUGUUCCCCCCUGUACCUCUGUUGAAGGCUUUUCUGAAAGAUGCGCGCAAAGCUGCAGCUACUAUGUUGGAGGACCCUAACAAUGGUGGCCGAGCUGCGAACCUGGCUUCACGCAAAGAGCAGUCAGCAUUGCGGGCUGUUCUAAAGUGCAUUGAGGAGUACAAGCUUGAAGCUCAGUUCCCCCCAGAAAAUCUCAAGAAGCGCCUUGAGCAGCUAGAGAAGGUCAAGAUCGAUAAGAAAAGGCAACCAGCUGCUGUUCCAGCCAACAAAAGAACACGCGCCAACAAUGGUGGACCUAUGCCUCCAGCCAAAGCUGGUCGUCUGGCCAAUGCAUACGUCUCCUCUUUCCCUGCAGCUCCUGCAUAUGUGCGGUCACCCUCACAUGGUCAAUACCCAGCUGGAGUCCCCACAUACCAUUCACCACAGCCCAUGUAUGGUGGCUUGAGUCCGCCGACAAACCCCUAUGCCUACUCACCUGAAGCAGCUCCACCACCUCUCUCAGGAUCAUACCCCGCUCCUCCCAUGAACUAUCCUCCCUAUGGUGGCUAUGGAAAUGGCGUGGCACCAGCUUAUCAGCAGGCUUACUACCGAUAGAGAAUUGACAAACCCGAAGUUGGUAACCACUGAUAUGAUGACCAUAAUCUGUUUCAAUUCCCACUUGCCUUGUUAUUGUAAUCACUAACCUUCUCAACGGUAGCAGUAUGUGUGUUAAUUUCCUUUUCCCAUGCUCUUGCCAAAGUCAUUGGCAAGAAUCUGUAUUUCUGAUGUUGAUCAAAACCGGUAGCCCUAGGUGAUUGUGGAAAAGUAAUUAUGAUGGCAUCGUGACAGACUUUGGGACUCUUUGAAGGAACUCUAUUGAUGGUCAUAGAUAGUAGAAAAAGACUUAUUAACAUACCC
This is a messenger RNA of Eucalyptus grandis, 2062 nucleotides long. RefSeq names its product FRIGIDA-like protein 4a. The transcript is spliced from 3 exons. NCBI's taxonomy places the organism in Eukaryota, Viridiplantae, Streptophyta, Magnoliopsida, Myrtales, Myrtaceae. Bases 167 to 1759 code for a protein of 530 amino acids. The record is from RefSeq and is a predicted model, not a curated record.